Molecule: messenger RNA, 4961 nt
Organism: Saccostrea echinata
Lineage: Eukaryota; Metazoa; Mollusca; Bivalvia; Ostreida; Ostreidae
Product: SNF-related serine/threonine-protein kinase-like
Exons: 8
Coding region: 131-3088 (985 amino acids)
Biological process (GO): protein phosphorylation; microtubule cytoskeleton organization; intracellular signal transduction
Cellular component (GO): cytoplasm
Molecular function (GO): ATP binding; tau-protein kinase activity; protein serine/threonine kinase activity
Source: RefSeq, a predicted model, not a curated record
UGUAUAUGCGCACAAGGACCUACCGAAAAUGGAGUAUGUAUUGACAUGUACGAUGUUGGUAACGUAAAACUUAGUAAUUUUAGCUAUUUUUACAAUGCAGAUGUAGGGAUUUUUAAGUGCUGUAUCGCAAAUGAGUUUCAAGAUGUCCAGUUCAAACAGAUUCCCAAGAAGAUCGCGUGGGGAUUUUGAGAUAGCAGGUUUAUACGACCUCGAAGAGACGAUUGGCAAGGGCCACUUUGCAGUUGUGAAGUUAGCCCGACAUGUGUUUACAAAUGAGAAGGUUGCUGUUAAAGUUAUAGACAAAACAAAAUUAGAUGAUAUUUCAAAAUCACAUUUAUUUCAAGAAGUACGUUGUAUGAAACUAGUCCAGCAUCCAAAUGUUGUGAGACUAUAUGAAGUGAUAGACACCCAAACAAAACUGUAUCUUAUUCUUGAGUUGGGUGAUGGGGGUGAUAUGUAUGAUUACAUAAUGAAGCAUGAAAAGGGUCUACCUGAAGACAAAGCUAGACGCUAUUUUAGACAAAUUGUAGAGGCAAUUUCAUACUGUCACAAACUUCAUGUGGUUCACCGAGACUUGAAGCCAGAAAAUGUAGUGUUCUUUGAAAAACUAGGCAUUGUGAAAUUGACAGACUUUGGUUUUAGCAACAUGUUUAAUCCAGGAAAAAAAUUAGAAACGUCAUGUGGUUCUUUAGCAUACUCUGCACCGGAGAUUCUUCUUGGUGACUCCUAUGAUGCUCCUGCUGUUGAUGUGUGGAGUUUAGGAGUGAUACUGUACAUGUUGGUCUGUGGAGAACCCCCCUUCCAGGAAGCCAAUGACAGUGAGACACUGACGAUGAUCAUGGACUGCAAAUACCUGAUUCCUGAUCAUAUAUCCAGUGCAUGCAAAGAUCUGAUUCACAAAAUGUUACAAAGAGAUCCUGCCCAUCGUGCCAGAUUAAAUGACAUUCUUAACCACCAGUGGUUGUGUACUGGGGAUUACAUGGCCCCAACAGUCCCCCUCAUCUCAAGGGAACACCUGUCUGAAGAGGAUCACAAUUAUUUGAUUGAGAAAAUGGUGGAAGGCAGCAUAGCCACCAAGGAUGAAAUUCUUGGAUCAUUAGACAAAGACUUGUAUGAUCACAUCACAGCUACCUAUUACCUGUUAGCAGAGCGCAAACUGAAGCGACACCAUCAGGAAAUGGCCCUAGCUCAUAUUCGGAAGCAUUCGGCCAAACCUGAAAACAGCCCUGUUCACAGUAUCAAGCCCUCCCUGGAGCUCUCCCUUUCUCCACGAGUCACAGCCCCAUAUAGCAAUACCGAAGCAAAGAAGACCAGAACUGCUCCCUUGUUUAAUCAAACUGCACUUGAUAUUCCCGUUAGUCCUCCUCCAGGGGAAUCCAGAAAUGACUUUAUGAAAAGUCUGACCACCAGUAUGACUCUAGAUCGUAAAGCUGUUAACAAAUCCAAUCUUAAAACAGACAGAUCUGGAAGUCUGACUGGAGCUGAACCCAAUCCAGUUCUCCAGCUCAGUGCCCAGAGAUCUGGUAGUGUUAGUCCACAGACUGGAAUUCGGCGGUUCUUACCAUCCUUGGGAACUAUUCCAGAUACAGUACUCACUGGUUCCAGGAGCUCAACUGACUUAGAUAAGAUUAGCCAGAGUAAUGGCAAGAAAAAGGGAUUUGCCCCCAUUUCCAAAAUUCAGAUUCUCAAGUCUUUCUUUGAGAGAAAAGUUGCUCAACUGUCUGGUAAACCAACCACUCCAGAUAGGUUAACUGGAUUAUUCAAACCCCCCAAAUCUUCCAAGGAGAAACUUGCCAGACCAAGAGUUGUCCCAACCAUAAAUAUCCUCGAUACCGAUGCACCUGACUCAAAUGUAAGACCGGGGAAAAGCAAGCUCGGAAAGUCAAAAAAAUCUAAGACAAAGACUGAUGGUGUCCAGUCUAAAGAAACAAAAGAGGAACAACUUCGUCGUCCAAAGACCAGCAUUGUCCAGUCUCUUGUCUCUCCUCCCGGAACACACCCCACAUCCUCAGCCACCCCUGACUCCAGAGGAAUGAGGAAGUACAGUCUCAUCCAGGAGGAGUCGUUGGAUGAUGAAGAUGACGAGGAACUCAUGGAAGUGGAUCCUGCUGAUAUCCGUCCAGCAAAAUCAGUGGAAAGUUUGGAUGAUGGAAUCACUUGGAAAGGUCCAGGGCAGAGCCUGCCAUCGUUCGAGCCACUGCAGAUGAAAAGACCUCUGGUGUCUGUGGCAAGUUCUCCUCAACUGUUGAAUCAGAUUUGUGAGGAGAAUGAGACAGAUGUAGAAGAGGAGGAUGAUUUUGUGCCAAAUAAACUGCACUCGCCACGAAUGAGGAUCAGUCGAGGGAGUUGUGCUUCUCCAGAGGUGUUGAGAAAGUAUGAACAAAGAAAGAAACGCUCGGGUUCAAAGGUCACAAGCUGUAGUAGUUCUGAUGCUAGUGAUACCGAUGAUACAGAGAAACGCUCACGGAAGGACAAAUUAAAGCCAAAAUUUAUGCACAGAAGGGACAGUAGUGAUCAUUCAAGUGAUACAGACGGGGGUCCAUCAGGGCCUUCAACUGGGGGUUUAGGUGGGGGAAGAGCAAGUGCAGGAGGAGGGGGAAAAGAAAGGGGAAAUAAGGAUAGAAAGGGGGGUGGGGGCAGUAAAGGUCACAAGGAAGGCAAGUCAGGGGGAGGGGGAGGAAAACAGCAUACUCAUUCAUGUAGGUCAAGAAGUGGAGAAAGUAGCAUAUCUUCUGCCAUAUCUAACUUAAGCAUGUCAAGCAUCAAUAGCAAAAACAGUCUCAAGUACAUAGUGGAAGGUGAUGAGAGCAAUGACAGUGAUGUAGAGGACAAUGACAUGAAGACUGAUGAUAAGGAAGAAGUGAGAGAAAGAAAUUACAUUGACAAAGUGUGUGACAAAGAGAAUAAAAUUUGUGAGGAGGUGAUCUCGCUGUGCUCUUCAGACUGCAGUGGUCAUCAUCAUGAUAAGAAGGUAUAUGGAAACAGACUGAAAAUCAAAGUGGACAUCAACAGAAAUAGCUUCUGCAAAGUUCAGGAGUCAAGUCUUCAUCCAAUCAAAAUUCAGACAAAGUGUUGCUCUCUUGUAUAAUUAGAGAAGGGGGUUUAAUUUUGAUUUAAUUAAGUUUUCUUUUACCUGUGUCUUUUUUUUUUGGUUCAAACUGUCAAUGUUAGUUUUCAAAUACAUGUAUAAUAUAUUUUUAACUGAGUUGCUUGUGACUAAUUCAAAAAAAUCUUAAUCUUUGUUCAGAAUGGUAUUUUUUUUUAAAUAUGCUUGUUAAAAUUUUUAAAUCUCUGAUGUAGGAAAGAUGCGGGUAAUUUUUUAAAAACAUAACUUUGAUCAUCAGUACAUGAUUAUUUUUUUUUUUUCAAAAAGUGUUUCAGUUUAAUGGCUUGAUGUGAAAAUGUUUAUUUCACUUGUACAAGAAUAUUGCAACAUUGUAUCACUGAUAAUUAUAAUGUAGUUUUGUGCAAAGCCAUAUCUUAACCAACAUUUGAAAAUACAUAACUUUUUUUGAAUUUGAUUUCAAAAUUUCAUAUAACAAAGGACAGAACAAGUUAAUGAAUGGUUGUAUUGGGUAUUUCAAUAUCUGCAUGCUUGUUUUAGCUGUUUGUAUAAAAUAUCUUGUUACUCCUUUGUAAAAUCUCUCUUUAAAAUAUCUAAAUUAACAUGAAAUGUAAAAGGUUUGAAUGUCAUCAAAGUCUUGUUUUGUAACAAGAAUAAUUCAUCAUCAAUUAUUAAAUUAAAAAAAAAAAAAGAAAAAAUUGUGAGGUAUUGUAGAAAUGUUUUAUUUGUCAGAGAGAUAAAUAUAUCACUUUAGAGAAAAGUAAUGGUUAUAAUUAAUUGUACAUACUGUAUAAACACAUAGAUACUUGAGAGUUGUAGAAGUGUUGUCUGGGAGCUGGCCUCCUUGAUAUAUACUAGGAGAAGUUUUCUUGUGCCUGAGGACUUGUAGAAAAGUAGAUAUAUAUAUAUAAAUGUUUAAUUAGUGUGAAAGAUGAUUUCACUAGUUUUAUUGCAUGUUUAUCUGCCAUAUAUUUAUAUCCAAGUGUGCAAUUCUGAUAAAAAGAUGCACACAAGAAAAUUUCAAUUUCUAUUAUGUUAUAGAAUGUUGUCAUAAAACUCUGUCAAAAUGCAUAUUUUUGAUUAUAAUAGAGUCAAUUGCCAGUGAAUUUUUAAAUGUGUAUAAGAUAUUUUUAGCUACCAUGACUAUUUAUUACUCUUUAUGACUACUUGCUAUUUCCUGGUAACUUAUUAGAUGAGAUUAGAGUUAUCUCUCUUUUUUAAAGAUUGACAAGCUGUAUUUGUGCUGUAAAAUGCAUGAAUAAGACAAUCAAUUUAAAUAUAACACUAACUCAAUUGUGAUACAUGUUCUGAUGUUCAUAUCCUUUUCAGAAAUCAUCAGGACAAAUUAUCACAUGAUGUUAAUGUUUUUUGGCGUUUUGUGCAGCAUGAAAGCCAUAUUUGAAUACAUUUUUAAAAAAGAAAAGGUUGUAUUGUGAAGUUUGAUUUUUCAUGCAUAAGCAGAAUUAAAUCCUAGAGAACAAUCAUAUACUUUUGACUUUUAUAAUAUUUGGCUUUGUAAAAUGUUUUAAACUAUUCAUCUUCAAUAAUUAAAUUUAUCGUGUGAUUAGUUUAAUUGUUAAAAAGGUCAAACUUAACUCUGAUGAGAUCAGAUUAUUUAAAUUGUUUGUUACGAAUUCUUUUUUAGUCUUUAACUGAAUUUGAAAAAAAAGUUUGUUUUCAUUAUAUUUGAUAUUCAUUUCCACUAUCAACAUGUUCACACUGUAUCAGCCUUGUUGUGAUUAUAGGUAGUUUGAUGUUCGUCCACGUCAACAAAGUUGUUCUGUUUGUUAUUUAUAGCAGCUGUUAAAUGUGUGAGAGCGCCUUGUGUGUUGAAAAAGAAGUGCUUUGUUGAAUUUGUGAGAUAUGUGGAAAAUAGAAACAUAAAACUUACUACAAA